UGGAUGCGCAUCGGGAUGAUGGUGCGGCAUCGUCAACCGCCUUCCCAUUCAUUCGGACCGGCUUCGUGUGAACGGAUCGUUCCAAGAACUCGCGUUCCGUUGUCGCGCAUACACCUUUCAUAGGCGUGAGAUGAGCAGUCGCUAGACGGCGCGGAAUCUUCUACACUUUCAACGGCUGUUGAUCUCUCCGCGUAUCGCGAGUUUCCAAGUUCAAGUGGCGUUCGGUUGUGACAAAUACAGCAACAGAAUAAAGAAUUAGCAGAGCACCAUGAUUCUGCGGAUCGCUUUUCCCACGAUCGCCGCGUUGCUAUGCCUAGUAAUCCGGACGGUUAGCGCGCAAUCCUGUUGUGAAUCGUACUGCUACAACAAUGAUCUCGAGCGCAAACAGGUGCAACACUUUGCCACUAAAACCGCUUAUGAGGUCAUCCGUGUUCCGGACACCGAUAAGCAACAUAUCGUGCCGAAUUGUCGCCCGGUUAAGUUCUGGGCCCUUAAUCGUCAUGGUACCCGACUACCAUCCAAGGGAGACGUCCUAAACUGGCCAAAGCAGUUGAAACUGCUACAGGAUGCCAUACUGGAGAACUACUUCACGCGCCGCACACUGCCGGACAAUGGACGGAUGUGUGAGGAAGAUCUGGAGUUACUGCGACGGUGGAGCUGGAACCCGAAUAUUACGGAACAGUACGAAUCGGUUCUGACGACGGCCGGGUGGGAUGAGGUGAAGUACUUUGCCCAGCGUACCAAGGAACGCUACUGGGAGAUCUUUGGCCCGACGUAUGAGCCCUCGAAAUACCACUUCCGCUACACCAAAACCCAGCGAACGGAGGCAAGCUUCAAGGCAUUCGUGGAAGGUUUGUUUGGGACGGAGGAAUCGAAACGUGUGCAACCGGAACCGGCCACCUCGCCGGAUAGGCUGUUGCGUCCCUACGAUGAUUGUGAGGACUACCAGAACAAUAAGGCACGCGAGGAACGGGACGAGAAUGGCGAGGCAAACAAGUUCCUUCGUACACCCGUUUAUACCAGUGCGGUUUGGGACAUUUCGCAGCGGUUAGGCUUCCGGCAUAAUUUGAGCAGUGAGCAGAUCGAUGCCAUGUGGGGAAUUUGCCGAUUCGAGCAGGCUUGGUUCCUCUCCAGGCCAAGCCCCUUCUGUGCCGCGUUUACGGAGGAGCAGGUCCGUGUGCUUGAGUACAGGGAGGAUCUGGAGUACUACUAUAGUAACAGUUACGGUUACGAGCACGCACCGAACCUUGCCUGUCACGUGGCGGCCGACAUGCUGAAGCAUCUUGAGCCGGUCGGCGAACCGACGGUGGUGUCGUACUUUGCGCAUGAUGCCGCCAUUCAGCUGCUGCUGGCCGCACUCGGUGCGAAGCGGGACAGUGUUCCGUUGCGGGCCGAUAACUAUGCUACGAUGCGCAACCGUCAAUAUACUUCGAGCGAUAUACCUUUCGGUUCCAACAUAGCCGCCGUCAAGUAUCAGUGCACCGAGCCACAGGAACCGGUGAAGGUGAUCUUUUUCCUCAACGAAAAGCCCAUUAUGCUUGACUGGUGCCGGGUGGGGCUCUGCAACUGGUCCGACGUGAAGCGCCAGUACCAAAGAUUCCGCGAAGGCAACUGUGACCAGUUGUACUGCCACGGAAGCGGUGCGUCCGGUAUGAGGGUUUCGUUUGCUCUGCUGCUGCUGAUCAGUGUCCAAGCGGUGUCAUGGAUACGUCGGCUUUGAGACGGCAUGGCCGAAAAUAAAGUAUUAAGCCAAUUCCACACAUAAAUAGCCACUCUAGUUCUAGAAUCAAGGGACUCAUCAAGACGGAGAGAAGCAGGCCACGACAAAAGUAUACUUUUACACAAUUUAGAUAGAACUGGUGGA
Molecule: messenger RNA, 1864 nt
Organism: Anopheles darlingi
Lineage: Eukaryota; Metazoa; Arthropoda; Insecta; Diptera; Culicidae
Gene: Mipp1
Product: multiple inositol polyphosphate phosphatase 1
Exons: 6
Coding region: 269-1720 (483 amino acids)
Molecular function (GO): inositol phosphate phosphatase activity; acid phosphatase activity
Source: RefSeq, a predicted model, not a curated record